Messenger RNA from Gryllus bimaculatus (two-spotted cricket), 2271 nucleotides. The record is from the annotation of a GenBank genome assembly. NCBI's taxonomy places the organism in Eukaryota, Metazoa, Arthropoda, Insecta, Orthoptera, Gryllidae.
UAAAAAACGGGAGGACUGCUCUUCCACGGGUUUUUCGCACUCUUUUGUUUCACCUUCCUUGUUGCUAUGGUCCAUAUGGAUUGAUACAGAUGCUGACGGCCCGGGAUGUUAUCUCAGUAUUACAACUGUUUAGUUUAAGAAAGACGUGAGACAGUGUUGAAACGAAGGUAAUCGCCAAAGAAAUCUUUCUUUCUCAAUAUCUCAAUUUUUCAGACUCAGGCAUAUAGAGGGAUGUUAAGAACAAUGUUUCAAAAUCUACUGCGAGAUGACAUCUUUUACAAGAGAAGAAACUUCACUAUCACUAACUUUGAUGUUUAGGUAAAGCCAAGUUUUCAUCCAAUCAUGCAACAUUGAAAAAUGCGGAAUGAUAUUGAAGCAAUGCUUGUACGUUACUACUAAAUCGACUAAAACUAUGAACGUGCAGUGUUGCUUUUACUUAACGAAGUGGGCCUACAGAUAUUGAGCCACAUCACACUAAAUUUAUUGGAUUGGAUAUACAAACAUAUUAUUUGCAAUCAAUUAAGUAAUUGCAUGGAAAUGGUCUCCCGGAAAGAAAUACAGUACCGUUGCGAAUAUCCAGUAGCACCGAUUCGACACAAGGAUGUGAUGGACAAACUGGCACGUUGUCGAUUCUGCGAUUGUCUGUGCUGCUGCUUGGAGCACUUGGUGGAACACGAGAAUCGUCACGUAAUUGCAACAGGAAAGAGACCAACAGUUAACGAAGAAAGUAAAUGCUCGUCAGAUCUUAGAGAGAAUUCUUCACGCUCUCUAGGAAGAAUGAAACCAAUUAGUACCUCGACCCCACAGGAUGGGUGUGAGCCCAGUGGUACCUCAGAUAAAGACAUUUCAUCUGCAGCAACAGAACAAACACCUAUUGGUUCUAAAACUUCAAAUGCCCCUCACAGUAUUCUUGCUGUGAAAAAUGAUCAGAAGCCAAAAGGUGAGAGUGUUCGAAAGGUUACUUUCUCUUGUAUUGUGGAAACCACAAAUAACUCUAGCAUUAAAGCAAACAGCAAUGAUGAUCAGAUAGGCAAUGAGAAAGAAGUUCAUGACUAUAAGAAUAGCAUUCACAAGAAACUAGGAGAAAAUAAAGACUAUUUGGCUGAGAAAAAUCAAUAUAAGCAAGAAGAAAAAAUUGAAAAAUUUGCUUUUAAAAAUGAAGAUAAGCAAUUUUUGAGCAAAAAUGUUGGCCAAAAUAAUUGUGAUGACAAAUCAGAUGUCGAAAAUAAAACCAAUAUAGUUCUGAAAGGAAAUGAAAAGCAAUUCAAAGAGACUGAUGAAAGUUCGGGAAGUUUAGAUGGAAUGGAAUUAAUUGACAAAAGUAACAAGACAGUGAAUGAGCAUGAAGGAAAAGAACUAGAGGAUGCAGAAUGUAAACUGGAGAAUGAUGGGCAUGAAGAACUUGAAGUGUCUAUAAAUUCGAAAAUGAGUUACGAAGAUAGAAUAGAGGAUAAAACAAUUGAAAUUUCAACGAAAGAAAAAGAAGGAAUGUUAGAUAAUCAUGAAGAAAUGGAUUCUCAAAAUAACAGUUUGGAUGAAUCUGGGGAAAACUCGAGCCAGUUAAAUUUUUAUUCAGAAGAAGAAUCCAGAAAUGAGACUAACUUACAUGAAAAUGAAUCUUUUGGCUCCAUUGAUGAUUAUUUUAAAGCAUUCAGAGAUGGAAACACAGAGCCUAGAGUUCAUAAAGCUGCAAGUCUUUCCUUUCAGGACUCCCUAGACAUUGACUCAAGUCAGUUUUCAACAGGACAAACAUUUACAAAAACUUCAAAAUUACAAGAACAAAUUGAGUCUAAUGACAGUAAUGAUAGUGAACCACAAUUUAUAGAGAAUGAAUUACAGAUAGAUGAGCGAGCAAGUGACGAAGACUCAGAUGUCUCGUCUCACGAUCAUGAUGAUAAAGCUACAAGUUCACCUUGCACAGAUGGCCAUGAUUCCUCUGAUGAACAACUAAGUAAUGGAAGUAAUAUUGAUGAAGAUUGGGGUUUGAUGAAACUUAAAACUGCACUAUCAUACUCGUGGGGUAAGGCUAAAGAGCUUGUAAUGCAAUCAUGGGGAACAAAAAGAGAUACUAUAGAAGAAGAAGAAAAUGAUGAAAAUUGUGCAAAGAGGAUGAAAAUGACACAUUCUUGUUCACGGUCUGAUCCUGAUCCUGAUCCUAAUUCCAAUUCGUCAUUUCCUGUGCAAUGGAAAUGUAGCCGAAGACCUGUUCGUUCCACUGAAUAUUUGAACAUCAGCAAACGUCGCCCUUUGUCACGGAUGAUGAAAAAGUGA